GGCCAGCCACAGCGCGCCCAGGUAUCGCCGAGGGAAGUGUGUCUCUCCGCGUGUGCUUGGUAUCGCUGGGCUUAGAUUGUGUUGCUCCUGGAGUGCGGGUGUUGUGUGGCCAUGAAGGUGGUGGUGGUGCUGCUGGUGGCGCUCUGGGUAGGAGGCGAGGCGAAGAAGAAGGACGGCCCGCAGGAAGAUUUCGAGUUCGUUGAGGACGGCAAGGACCAUGGAUUAUCAGGUCAGCGGCGACUCUGGAUGCUUGACCCCGACAACGCGCUGUGUGGCUUGCUGCGCUGCGGUCGGCGGGAGGUGUGUCUCCUGCAGGACCGCUUCACCGCUGUCUGCGUGAACAAAGCCGAGGUGACGAGCAACGGCGACAAAAUCAUCCCCAUGAAGGACGCCGCCGCGGGUCCCGACAACGACCUCCCGAAAUCGUGGGACGCCCUGGACGACUACGAUGACGACGACGACGAUGAAGAUUACUACGACGACGAGGACGACGAGGAGUACCUGCUGGAGGACGAAGAUGACGAUGAGGAAGAGAACCAGUACGGGGGCAGUACACAGCAGACGCAGCCACCAGCACAGACACAGCAACAACAGCAACAGCAACAACAACAACAACAACAGCAAAGUCAGCAACAGCCAGGUGGAGAUCAACAACAGACCCAACAACAGGAACAACAACAACAACAACAGCAACAAAGGCUGAAUCGACGACCAUUUGCAGAGAAGCAGUGCCCCGCGUGCCCCAUCGUGCAGCCUGUCUUCCUCUGCGGCUCCGACAACCGCACCUACUCCUCCCUCUGCCGCCUCCACUACCACAACUGCAUCCACACCGCCUCCAUCCGCGUGGCGUGCAAGGGGUUCUGUCCGUGCAAAGACUCCAGCCCACACCUCGCCAAGAAGGAGCGUCUUAGGGAGCGAAAGGACGCCUACCUCAGCAAACUACGAGCCACCACGACCCAGGACGCCUCGAGCUCAUCCGCCACCCAGACCUCCCAGGCCCCAGACUCCCCCAGCAGGGCAGAGGGGCGCGAGAACAUGACCCGGGGCAGGGGGCAGCAGGGGCGCGGCAGGGAGGGCGGCAGGGGUAAGCACGGGAAGGCUGCCGGGGAAAAGUACAACAACAGGGUGAGGAGUCGCUUCGGGAAGAACAAGAAGGGCGGGAAGAACAGCUACAAACACGGCGGGAAGGACAACUACGGGAGGAUGGAUAAGUACAACGCCCAGCGUCGCCCCUGGUCUCGUCGCAACAACAACAACAACAACAAUAACAACAACAAAGAGGAAACCAAGUACAAGACUCCUAACACAGUGUGGGGACCCAACGAGUGCACGCAGAAGGCCCUGGAGGCGAUGGGCAACAGGAUGCUCGACUGGUUCUCCGUCAUCAUGGCAGACUCACGCAGCAGACCAACCACCCCGUCCAACAAAGCGCCGUCGUGGUGUAAGCCUGAGGUAUCGUGGAUGUUGGGUCACCUGGACAUGGACAGCGACGGGCGGCUCAGCGUCAAGGAACUCUACCAGCUUGAGCACGACGACCACGAGCGGUGCAUCAAGCCCUUCAUCGACCGCUGCGAUUUGGACAGAGACAUCUUCCUGUCAGCCCGGGAGUGGUGUAAGUGCUUUGACAAGUCCGAGAGGCCGUGCGCUGCCCUCCGCAAAGCCAGCAAGGGACUCCUAGGUGGCUACAUCCCAGAGUGUGACAGCGAGGGCUACUACCAGCCCACGCAGUGCCACGCCGGGGCACAGGUGUGCUGGUGUGUGGACAGGCACGGCGUGGAGCUGCCCGGCACACGGACCCACAACACGCCCAACUGCGACGCGAUAGUGAACAGCGAGGAGGUGAGCAACUACGUGGACGACGACGAUGAUGACGCCGAGGACGGGGACGAUGACCUGGAUGUGGUGGAGGGCAGCGCCGACAUGCCCCUGGACAUCUAGACGCCCUCCCGCUCGCCUCGCCGCACCGUCACCACCGCCGCCGCCGCCGCCGCCAGACUCGGAGGUGUGGGCGCGGCGUCCAGCCAGUCAGCCCUCUAGGAGCCGCCGCAGGGCGAGGCGCGUCGUCGUCAUGGAGGGUCGUGGCCGCCACAGUGGUGAGGGAGGUCGUCCAUCGCCCUCGCCACAGCCACCCCCGCCUGUAGAUACUCAGUGUUAACGAGUCACCCGGCGUGAGGACGUCCGUGCCCCAAGCCGGGUGGCGGAGAUCCGCACGCCGCCCACGCCGGUGGUCUGGACGGCUGGCGGAGCACCACUUCCUCACAGCCGUCGCCGCGUGGCGUGGCCGCCACACGAGUCCGCGGCACCAGUGGCGGAGGGCGUCACCGUGCCACGUGCGGGUCAUCCAGCAUUCCUCACUGCACGCCACCAACCAAAGAGUCAGGGUCAUCAGAUGGGUGUAUCGAUAUCCUCAAAGUGGAGAUGCAGUGUGCAGCGGCCCGGCCAACACCACCACCCGUCCCGCGGCCCUGCAGACCACUGGCAGCCUGUCGUACAUAUAUACAUAGUGGAGUUGUCGAGAGGGCCGGCGGCGGCUGACUGCAGCUUCUAGUCGAGCAGAGUUGUUAGCUUAGUUUCUUGACACUAAAGUUUCACAUUUAAGGUUUGAACGUUUGUACUUUUGGUAGAAGUGCCGCGUCUAGACAUUCCUUUACCUGUACCCGAGGCGGCCCGCGAGCGGCUGCCUCUCUCUGUACAUAACAUGCUGGAUGACUAUAAAGCCAAUGUUUAUUUUAGCAAGUUGAGUUGAUAGAGUGCGAGAGGCGUGCCGAGCCCAGCCUGCACGGGGCGUGGCACGCCUCUCGCCGGGCGGCUUCGCUGUUGUCCACUGGGACGCUGCUUGCCACGAUGAGUUGUUUCCUUAACCAAAGUAAUGAUGCAUUUAUGUCUCUUGAGGAUGAUCUGUGUACUACUCGUACUGUAUAUUACUGUUUCCCGCACCUCAGUUGUCCUGGUGGUGGAGAGGCAAAGGUUGGCGGCUUCACGUCGGCCUGCGCAGGAAAGCACGCAUCGUCUCCUGAUGGUGACGCUGACGAGGGUGUGACCUUAGCUCUAGUCAGUCCCGGCUCAUGCAUGAUUCAUGGCGUCGCGGAUGUAGCCAUUACUCUACGUUUUGUAAAGCGUCGUGUGUGGCGCCUUGUAGGUGCCAUGGUGGGAGACAGGAGUUCAGUGGGCACCUCACACCUGCCAACUGCCCUCCGUACCACCAACACAACACCACACCAAGCAACAGUACCACAACACCAGGCAGCCCUGCAAUACACCACCAAGCAACACAGUGCCACAAGGGCAGGACAGUUCACACACCGCGGCAGGCAGGGGACCCCACUGAACACUUGCACUUCAGCCGGAUUCUGCUUGGGAAACUGGCCCAUGUUGCGCUCACCCACCUUCCUCCCCUCCCCUGAUUCCAGCACCAGCAGGACCUCAAAUCAUCCCUGAAACCUUAUUCAUUAAAAGUCCUCCCAUCCCUUGGCCUUCAAGGCUUAAAGUUACCCAUUACAUUUCUGCAAUAUUUGGCUUGCUCUCAGUCAACCCUUAAGUCAUCAGUAAGUCCCCUCACCCAGGAACUCACAUCACCAAAUUCUCUCAAUAGGUUUUCUCUAAGACCUUGUAUCCAUUGAAGCAACCCUCCCUUUGUAAGUGACCCAUGGAACCUCACGUUUCUAUAAGGCACUCCUCCCCUCAUCAUUGUCAUCAGUGCGUCACCGAGUCACCUUUGAUCCUAUGCUAGUCACCCACAGAUCCUACACAGGCAAAAUUCUUCACCCUCGGCUCUCGGUCAGCAGCCCUUACACCCAUUACCCUCGGCUCUCGGGCAGACUCGCAGGGCCCCACAAGGCCUCCUCUUGGCAGCCAGUUUCUCUGUUGACUCCAGAGUUCACAAAUCGAUGUCCAUUAGCACGCGAGGUGUCGGAAUGUUAGAUGUAAACACUUAAAUACUCAAGGCGGCCCUCGCCACUAACUAUGUCAGCUUUCUUUCUCCUUCCCCCACACCACACCAGCCUCUCUGCCCCCUCCAUCACUCGUCUCCUCUACACCACACCAGCCUCUCUGCCUCCUCCCUCACUCUCACCUCCUCUACACCGCAAGAUCUACACCACACCAGCCUCUACACCACACCAGCCUCUCUGCCUCCUCCCUCUACACCACAUGGUUAACUGAAUGCCCACAAAGGAAUCUACACCACCACCACCACCAAUAAACAAUUAGCCAACAUUCUUUCUCCUUCCCAAACACCACCACCACCACCACUACUACCCUUCACUGCAUCCUCCACACACCUCCACUCAAUACCACAUGGCCACCUAACUAGCUAUACACGGAGAAAUCGUCACCACCACCACUGCAACCAACACUACCGCCUCCCCUACCCUCCCCUCACUCCACAACACCCAAGGCCUAAAUCUAGUCUCAAUAGGCCUACAGAGGAGAAUACACUGCAAGGAUCACCUCCCCCACCAUCACAACUCUCCCUUCCACAGUCACCUCUCCCCACCACUACCAACUGAGUCACUACACACCCCCUCCCUUCCCUAUAUACAUUGGAUUAAGGAGAGAAAAAAGACAAAAUAAUAAAAUCUAGUUCUUGUUCAUGGCCAUUUUGUUUUGUAUCGGGAUCACGAGAAGGUUUUUAUCUAUCAUUAUUAUUAUUAUCAUCAUUUUUACUCUAUCUCCCUCCUUCUAUGUUUUGGGUGCAUGUGUGUGUGUGUGUGUGUGUGUGUGUGUAUGUGUGUGUGCGUGUGUGUGUGUGUGCGCGCGUGUGUGUGUGCUUGGGCCGCCAGCAGACCUACCUAGUGUUUGCAUCAGUAGUCUGUGUAAAGUUGUUAAUAUUAAUAAUCCCUAUCCUAACCUGUCAUGCCUAACCUCAUAUAACCUGAUCUAACCCACCCCCGUCUCUCCUCACGACGCCUAGAUAUACUGAAAGAAAACUAUAUGUAAAAAUAAUUCAAAACAGGCAUAAGAUUAAUGGAUAAAUAAAUACUUAAACCAAACGAG
Molecule: messenger RNA, 4995 nt
Organism: Eriocheir sinensis (Chinese mitten crab)
Lineage: Eukaryota; Metazoa; Arthropoda; Malacostraca; Decapoda; Varunidae
Gene: Cow
Product: proteoglycan Cow-like
Exons: 12
Coding region: 112-1938 (608 amino acids)
Biological process (GO): establishment of protein localization to extracellular region
Molecular function (GO): calcium ion binding; protein binding
Source: RefSeq, a predicted model, not a curated record